AUGGCUAUGAAGAGAAAAAUGUCAGGCAGCAACAUGGCAAACAGAAACAAAAGGAUCAAAAAGGAGGAGGAGGAGGAUCAAAGCCGGAGCACCAGGGGUAUGGUGGUGGACACAUACACAUACCAAUUACCCGAACUUGUCAUCAGCCAAAUCAUCUCUCAUCUUUCCUUCAAGUACAUCAUCAAGGCAAGCAUUCUUUCCAAGGAAUGGGCAAGCUUGUGUUCUUCGGUUCUCGUUUUAGAUAUCGAUGAGGAUGAAGGCAAGAAGCAAUGUGAUGAUCAUGACACGAAACAACGAAGAGAGUUCCUUAAGUUCUUGACCGGUUGCUUGAAGAUCUAUGAGAAUCAAAAGCACCUGGAGAAGUUGAGGCUCCACAUGAGAUAUUUAGGAGCUGGUGACUGUAAAAUAAACAAGUCAGUGAGCUUUGCUUUGGAAAGAAACGUUAAAGAGUUGGAUAUUUGCUUCAAAAGAGAAAACAGUGUCAGAAAAUCCAAGUACUAUUGCUUACUCCAGACACUUCUCAGUAAUGCAAAAUCUUUAACCAUUCUGAAGUUGGAGAAUUUAAGAAUCGAAGAGGACAGCAUCGACCCUAUAACCUUUCCUUCUUUGAAAACCAUGUCUCUUAAAGCUGUGAAAUUCACAGGUAACACUGGAUUCUCACGCUUAUAUUCAGGGUGCCCUUGCAUCGAGUAUUUGUCAUUAAAUUUAUGUCAUGGCUGGGAUGUUAGACUUUCAAGUUCGAGGCUCAAACACUUGGAGAUUCUGUGCUGCGAAAUCAAACUUAGAGUGGAAGCAACCAAUCUUGAAUCCUUUAAAUUCCAAGGUGACCAUGGACUUCGUCGUCAUAUCAUUGACCUGCAGAAAAGCUUCUACAUUGCCUCAUGUCAAACACUCAGAAGUCUGGAGUUCUCUCAUACACGCUUUCCCAGUGGAUGGUUCCAAGGCCUCGAUUCGAGAUUUCCCUAUCUUGAGAGGUUGGCUUUACAUACAUGCUUUAGCUACUCGGGGCUUAUCAUCUCUAGCCAGAAUCUGAGAAGCUUUGUGUUUCAUGAAUGCCGAUACAUUUUGUCUAAACUUUAUGCUCCAAAUUUAUCAGAGGCUACAAUUACAAUUGAACAGAGAAGAGACUAUGAUCGCCUGAGAAUUUUUUUUGGAAAUUUCGAUAGUUGCAAGAAGAUACGUCUACAUGUUAACGAGGCUGAGAUAUGUAUCUUUCCGGAAGAAAUGAGAAAGAAAUGUUCUCCACCAUUACCUAGUCUCCAGUGUCUUGAGGUAGAGAUAGAUACUGUUACAACAACAGCAGUAGCUCAUUCAGCAUUGAUGGAUUCCUUGAGGUGGAUGGCACCGUCUUUGGAGUUUUUAUCCAUUAACAGAAUAUAUUACAUCUAUGAUAGUAGAAUUAGUUAA
Messenger RNA from Fragaria vesca subsp. vesca, 1407 nucleotides. Its product is annotated as F-box/FBD/LRR-repeat protein At1g78750-like. The transcript has a single exon. The record is from RefSeq and is a predicted model, not a curated record. The coding region runs from base 1 to 1407 and encodes 468 amino acids. Gene Ontology annotation, molecular function: protein binding. Lineage: Eukaryota; Viridiplantae; Streptophyta; Magnoliopsida; Rosales; Rosaceae.